Messenger RNA from Lottia gigantea (owl limpet), 1510 nucleotides. RefSeq lists its product as hypothetical. Gene Ontology annotation, cellular component: endoplasmic reticulum membrane. The transcript is spliced from 8 exons. Gene Ontology annotation, biological process: GPI anchor biosynthetic process. The annotation marks the transcript as partial. Gene Ontology annotation, molecular function: alpha-1,2-mannosyltransferase activity. NCBI's taxonomy places the organism in Eukaryota, Metazoa, Mollusca, Gastropoda, Lottiidae. The record is from RefSeq and is a predicted model, not a curated record.
AGUUUUAGGACCCAAUGUAGUUAAAGCUAUCAUGGCUUCGGACAAAUCAUUGUUCCUGGGUUUGUUGGCCCUGAGAUUUGUUAAUGCAUUAAUGAUUCAAACACAUUUCGUUCCUGAUGAAUAUUGGCAGUCAUUAGAAGUUGGUCAUAACAUGGCUUUUGGGUAUGGUUAUUUAACUUGGGAAUGGAGAGAAGGCAUCAGGGGAUAUGGAUAUCCAUUAAUGUUUGCUGUCUUGUAUAAAUUUCUCCAAGUUUUUGGUUUAGAUUCAAGAAUAUUAUUGAUAAAGUUUCCAAGAUUAUUACAAGGCGUAUUAGCUGCAAUUGGAGAUUUACACCUUUAUAAACUGUCACGAAAACUUAGUGACACACCAACAGCUCAGUGGACAUUACUAUGUCAAGUUAUUAAUUGGUUUACAUUAUACUGCUGUACUAGAACUCUUACCAAUUCUACAGAAGCUGUAUUAGUUACAGUAGCUUUAUAUUACUUCCCAUGGCCAGGUUAUCCUUCUGGAAGAAAUUCAACAGUGAAGUUUUUAAUUAUGGCAGCAUUAUCUGUAGUAGUCCGUCCUACAGCAGCCAUCAUGUGGAUUUUAUUAUGUUCUUGGCAUUUACAAAGACAACAACAAUCAAGUACAUUAUUUAAAACUCUCAAAUCAUAUAUUAUUGUUGGGAGUGUAACUUUGAGUAUAUCAUCUGUUAUUGACAGAGUAUAUUAUAACAACUUGAUACUAGUUCAGUGGAAUUUUGUCAAGUUUAAUGUAUUAAGUGGUAAUAGUGCAAUAUAUGGUUCCCAUCCUUGGCAUUGGUAUAUAUCACAAGGCUUACCAGUUAUAAUGGCUACUCAUACAUUCCCAUUUCUACUUGGAGCAUGGUAUUCAAGUAAUAAAGCUCUUUUAUGUUUAAUUGUUUGGAAUAUAUUUAUAUACAGCUUUUUACCACACAAAGAAUUUCGAUUUUUAUUACCUAUAUUACCUCUAAGUAUGCAUUACUGUGGCAUAUAUUUUCAAUCAUUGAAAAUACUUCAAAAAACAAAAUUGAAAUCUAAUCUGUCUAAAGCUAAGAUUUUUGUGAUAAUUUUAAUGAUUACAAACAUUCCAUUAGCGUUAUAUUUUAGUUUAAUUCACCAACGAGGAACAAUUCUAGUGACCAAAUAUUUAUAUGAUGAGAGUUUGGAGAAGGAAGUAGACAUAUUGUUUUUAAUGCCAUGCCAUUCCACUCCCUAUUAUAGUUAUCUUCAUCGUAAAGUUAAUAUGAGAUUUUUAACUUGUGAACCAAAUUUAUCAAAAAUUGAGAACUAUACUGAAGAACAAGAUGUGUUUUAUUCUCAUCCCGUCCAAUGGCUAAGAGAAGAAUUUGCAGUAAAGCGCUUACCCUGGCCAAGCCAUAUUGUUUAUUUUAAUACUCUACAACCGUCUAUAAACUCUUACUUGCUACAAUCAGGAUAUAAACUUUGUGAUUCAUUUUUCCAUACACAUUUCCCUGAGGGCCGUGUUGGUUCUCAUGUUAUGGUU